AUGAACGAACCGAGUAGAAAACGAAUCGAACGACCACAAUUUCAUGUCAGGGACAGUUCUUUCGAUGGAACUUUUAGUGGCUCGGGAAUUGCAGAGGUCGACUGGGUGAAAGCAGAACGGGGACCGGAACAAAACGAGGAUUCAGUGGACGUGGAGGUAGAGUUUUGCCUAACUCCAGUCGCCAAACCUGUGGUGCCGGUGGUGGCGAUGGCGAUGGCGGUGGUGGUUCGAUUGGCUAAAUUAGCAUAA
Molecule: messenger RNA, 249 nt
Organism: Necator americanus (New World hookworm)
Lineage: Eukaryota; Metazoa; Nematoda; Chromadorea; Rhabditida; Ancylostomatidae
Exons: 1
Coding region: 1-249 (82 amino acids)
Source: RefSeq, a predicted model, not a curated record